Messenger RNA from Alternaria atra, 729 nucleotides. RefSeq lists its product as uncharacterized. The record is from RefSeq and is a predicted model, not a curated record. The transcript has 4 exons. Bases 1 to 729 code for a protein of 242 amino acids. NCBI's taxonomy places the organism in Eukaryota, Fungi, Ascomycota, Dothideomycetes, Pleosporales, Pleosporaceae.
AUGACACUCCCGGUAACAGGCAAAUCCGGAAAAGACACGCUCGCGGCGCGCCUCGAGGGCGAGUUCGAGAAACGACCAGAUCCCGUAGCGUUAACCCACAACGCCGAUGAGUCGCAAAACAGUUCAUCAGGCGUCGACUACGAGCCGCAUCCAGAAAACUCCAUCAAAUUGGAGUCCGACAGGGAAAAGAUUGUUCGAUCCAUAUGCAAUCUAUACUCUGGGAGCGCAAGCGAAGACGACAUGAUGGUGUACGCCAAAGAGGCGAUAUAUGAUGAUCCCUGGAGCUACUGCGAUACGAGAUACAAGAUCGCGGGCCAGUGGUACGGCAUUCCAAUACUCAUGAAGAGCAGCCGGACUAUCAAAACGGAAGUGCUUACAUCGAAGCCGGAUGAGAUUAUCUUCAAACUGCAACAAGAGUACACACCCAAGCCGAUGCCUAUCGCAAAGAAGGUUAACAGCUUAAUCACUUUAACACUUGAUCAAGAGGGUAAGGUGCGGUAUCAUAAGGACAUGUGGAAUGAGAAGGACUACAGUCACGAAGGUCUGGGUAAGAUCAUGAAAGAGUUGAAUGGGGAUCAUUUAACGAAGAUUACACAACCUCCAGCAGAUCUAUUUGUCAUUGCUUUCAUUGACCUCCCAUCAAAACAGUUGCAACUGAUCCAUAAAGUCCAACAGUCCGAUGGAUACAUCAACAUCAUCUGCGACACGUCCAAUCCUGAUUCACCAUAG